This is a messenger RNA of Knipowitschia caucasica, 519 nucleotides long. NCBI's taxonomy places the organism in Eukaryota, Metazoa, Chordata, Actinopteri, Gobiiformes, Gobiidae. The record is from the annotation of a GenBank genome assembly.
AUGGCUAUGGAAGUGACGCUGCGAGUCAUCAUCAACAGUGAGGAUAUAAGGAAAAUCAUACUAAAAGACAGACCCUCAACUCUUGAUGGAUUAAUCGCACAACUACAAGAGAAGCUGAAACUUGACUACGAUUUCAAGUUGCAACAGGAAAUCAUCAAGACUGAACCCCCAGUCAAAGACCUGCUUGAAAGAUGGCCAGCACUCUUCACUGAAAGACAGGUCUACUCUGAGUUUGCUAGAAUAGCUAGCAAAAAUAUUGAAAUGGACUUUUUUGAUUCUUUGGACCGACAUGCUGCAAGACUGAUGGAAAUGUUCCAAACUAAAAAAGGUGUUGUUGGACAGAAAAUAUCAAAACUAUUGCAAAGGCAGAAUCUCGCCAAUGAUGUAACUGAGCAACGACGCGUCAUCAUCAAUGGCUUGGCAAUUAUUCUUGGAGAUGACCCCAGCGAGUUCUUCAAGACAAGUUCAGUAGGUGAAGUGAAAGAGGCCUUUCUCGGAUUUGAUGAUGUGAGUGAUUGA